This is a messenger RNA of Rhododendron vialii, 1381 nucleotides long. Its product is annotated as protein MAIN-LIKE 1-like. The transcript has 7 exons. Bases 356 to 1381 code for a protein of 341 amino acids. NCBI's taxonomy places the organism in Eukaryota, Viridiplantae, Streptophyta, Magnoliopsida, Ericales, Ericaceae. The record is from RefSeq and is a predicted model, not a curated record.
UCUCUCUCUCUCUCACUCUCUCUCUCUCGAAUGUCCUCUCUCUCUCACUCUCUCUUGAUAAUCUGAUAAUUGGGUGAAACCUAAUAUUGCAGAGGUCUGCAACGGCACCAUUGGCACCAUCAUAAACCACCGCAAACAACUAUCGUUGCCACAAUCGACCUCAAUGGUUGCUACAAAUCAGCACCUUCAACUGAAACGACACCAUACCAACGCCUUUUUAUUUUAUAGUCAUGAACAGUUGAAGCACAAUAAAGAAGGAAACCAUCGACUAAACAAGGGGGUCAUGAAGAAUAUUGGGGAUAGGUGGAAGUUGCUUCCACAGGAUGAGAAACAGAAGUUCUUGGAUAUGGAAUAGAUGAGCUCAGCGCAAUAUUUUUUAGACAAGGCUGAACUACCAAAAAAAGCUCGACAGAGGAGAAUCCAAACAAGAAUUUCUUUGGGAUCAAUUGUGCUAAUAGUCAAUAAAUUGAACGAACAACAACGACAGGUGGUGACCGAAAUUGGAUUGGGAGGUUUGUUGGGGAUAGGAUGCACACGACUAAAUCUUGAGUUGUGUGAAUUCCUUGUUCUUAACUUCAAUCCCAAAUCUUGUUCUUUGGAUGUACAUGAUCAUCAAUUUAACCUCACAUUGAAAGACGUUAGUGAUAUAUUGGGAGUACGAUCCAACGGCUGUGACAUUGACGAUCGGGGAUCUCUUGAAGGAACGGAGAGUUUGCAUGAAAGUGUUGGAGUGGUCAAUGGGGUAAUUCCUUUGGAUGGAUUAAGAAAAUAUCUCGAAGACGAAAAGACCGUUGAUGCUGAGGAUGAGUUCAAGCGAAAAUUCACUUUAUAUGCAUUAGGUGCACUUUUAUGCCCAACCACGAAGGUAUCCCUGAAUGUUUCUUCCCUUCAUUUUGUGAAGGAUGUUGAAGUCAUGAAAAAUUACAAUUGGGGGAACUUAACAUUGCACUCCCUAGUCAGUGGCAUCAAAAUUUACCAAGACGAAAAAAGGGUUAAUAUCAGUGGAUGUUUGUUUCUCCUAUUGGUUUUUUACUUGGAUAAUGUUUGUCCAACUUUCGAGAGCACGUAUGCUACUACGCGAUCGAUUCCUCGCCUGUAUGAUUGGGGUGAUUCACAACUCAAAAAGACCUUUCAACUAUUUCGGAGGUUGGGGGGAUUUCAUAAUGAGGUGAAGGUUACUUUCAGUAAGCCGAAUCAAAUGAAUGAUCAUCAUGUCGAUGUGGUAAAAACUGAAAUUUAUGAUGACAUGCGCCACGAUAUUGGUGAGCUAAAGCAUACAAUGAUCUCGAUGAAAGAGAAAAUCAUGACUUGGGAACAAAAGGCCAAUGCACCUGGGGAUGGGUGGAGACACGUCAACAAAUUGGUGAGCUUAAGGAUGUAG